AGGUCUGAGGAACUCCGGGCAGCGGCACAUCCGGCUGGACUCCGGGCAGCGGCACAUCCGGCUGGACUCCGGGCAGCGGCACAUCCGGCUGGACUCCGGGCAGCGGCACAUCCGGCUGGACUCCGGGCAGCGGCACAUCGGAUCACCAGGCGAAGCGGCAGGCACCGGGCCCCCAGGCGGGGCGGCAGGCACCGGGCCCCCAGGCGGGGCGGCAGGCACCGGGCCCCCAGGCGGGGCGAAAGGCAUCGGGCCCCCAGGCGGGGGCGACAGGCCUCGGGCCCCCAGGCGGAGUGGCAGGCGCCAGACCCCCAGGCGGAGCGACAGGUCUCG
Messenger RNA from Staurois parvus, 330 nucleotides. NCBI's taxonomy places the organism in Eukaryota, Metazoa, Chordata, Amphibia, Anura, Ranidae. The record is from the annotation of a GenBank genome assembly.